Naegleria lovaniensis is the source of this 1764-nucleotide messenger RNA. RefSeq lists its product as uncharacterized. The record is from RefSeq and is a predicted model, not a curated record. Lineage: Eukaryota; Heterolobosea; Eutetramitea; Acrasida; Naegleriidae. Bases 1 to 1764 code for a protein of 587 amino acids. The transcript has a single exon.
AUGGCACAUUUGGAAAAGGCUGUAAUCAUUGAAGAUGAUUCAAAUCAACAAGAACAACAUCAAGAAGAGGAUUCUUCUGAUUGGAGUGUAAGCACCAAGAAGCAAAGAGGUGGUAGAAAACAAAAGGGAGCAGCAACCACAACUGCUCCAAUUAGUAGUAAUGCUGCCUUCAGCUCCAUGAGCUCUUCAUCAUCAAGAAAGAAGACUACUCCUUCCAGCACAACUGGUAGUGCUGCCAGUGUGAAUCUUCCAAAGAAGAAGACUCCAGGCUCAAAUCCAAACUAUGAAAGGAAGCUGAAUCAACAAUUUGGAUCCACUCCAGCAAACGCUUCUUCAUCAACCGAUAAAACAAUUCACCCUCCUCACUACUCUCACGAACGAACAAUUACAAUCCCAGCUAAAGUCGAUCCACGUUUCCUUGUCGGAGAAAAGGGCUCGUUUGCCAAUGAAGUCAAGAAACAAUCAGGCAUUACUUGGUACAGCGUCAAGAAUAUGACCGUUGUUCUCGGAGGUAGUUCGGAGGAAAGCGUUCUUAAAGCAGAGGAAUUGGUUCAAAACAGAAUUGGACACUUUUCCAUGACACACUUUUCUGAAACCUUCAGUACUUUGGUGAUUCCAGAACUUUCUGAACGUUUAGAUGCUGAGAAUCAAGAAGAAAUUGAUUUGAGCGAGUAUGACAUUGCUUUGAGACCAUUCACAUCUUUGGCUGUUUAUUCAAGCCAACCAAAUUCUACAUUUAGUAGAAUGAUUUUGAAGAAGGAGGGCGAAAGUGAGGAUCAUCACGAUGCUCAUGCAACCUCUCACGUCGUGAGUGAUGCUCAUCAUGAUGAAGCUCAUGCUGGUGGAGAGCACAAUACUCAUCACAAGGAAAUGACUUUAAUGAACAAGAAAACAAAGGAUGACAUGUUGGAAAAAAUUGCUACCAAACUUGUUGACAUUGAGUUGAGAAAGAACGAAUCUGAAGUAUUGAGUGUGAAGGCUUUGUACGGUCAAUUAUUGGCAUACAAAUCAGCUAAGGACACUAUCAAGAUUCCAGAAAUGUUGGAAAUGAAGCACGGAAAAGAUAUUAGAUAUCAUUUUAAUAGAAUUGUUGACAAGACAUUCUACGAAAAGCUCAAGUCAAAUCUCAAAUACAUACCAGAUGAAGACGCAACAAUUGUGGCUAUUUACUUUGGUAAACCAGGCGACAAGCCAAAAGAGGAGGACAGCUCUCAACCUUCAGAAAAGAACGAAACCAUUACUUUUGAAGUUAACAAGGCAACAGGAAAGUUGGAACAAAUCAAGAAGAAUGAACAUACUAGGAAUUACUAUACUUUGAAUUAUGUUACACCUAUUACAAAGGAACGAUCAAAUUUGAAUGAUUUCAAGAUUACCAUUGCAAGUUAUGUUCCUAACGAUGUUGAGCAACAAGAUAAGAAUAGAACUGAGAUGGACUCGUUCUUAAACGAAUGUGCAAACUUGUGGAACAAUGAAAAGAAUGAAUUUACUAAUCCUGAAUUUUUGAAGAACCCACCAAGCCCUUACCGAUUCAAAGGAACCAUUGUCAAGUUUAAGAAACACUACCACUCUGAAGAUGGUACUAUCAAGGUCACACUUCAUGAAAUUCACGAUCUCGAUACAAAGGCUGUCAACUUUGAAGUUGUUGUGGUGAGCGAGGAGCUUUAUAGAUCUUUGGAUGACAAGGAAUUAAAGUCUUCCGACAAGAAGAAGAAAUAUAAGGAAAGUCUUGAAAAGUUGACUGAUUGGUUGUUCAAUCACCAAUAA